UUCUUCGCGCCUUCCGAUUCGGAGACGUUGUGACAGCACCCGCCAAUCCUUCGUCCGCUUCGACUUCCUCACCCUCACCGAUCCACGGCAAUCUCGACCACGACGCCCGCGGCGACGAAGAGACGAUUCAGCCUUCCUGCCACUGGCGAAGUCAACAUGUCGUUCCACCCUCGAACCCCUCAAAGCCCUUCUCAGUUUUCUCCGGCAACUUCCGAUCUCACAUCAAGCAUGAACAGCUCGGCCCCGUCCACAGCCACAACUCUGCCGACACCCGCCCACAGCGUCAACGGCAGCGCAUCGCAACCCUCCGAUAUGUCGCAGGACAUCGUCAUGGGCGAUGACUCGCCCCAUAAACGCAAGCGCCCACUCGAGGAUUUGGGUGAUCGAGAUCAGAAGAAAGCCCACAUCGAGGAUAGCAAAACUGGUAUCGAGGCACUCCACCUGGAUGUCGGAGAGAAAUACCUACUUUGCCAAACUCCACACCACGAGAGACUGCCGCGUAUCACGGAAGACCUCUUCGAGAUGUUCAACCUUUCGGGUAUCGCUGCAGAAGUCGCUCGCGAAAAGCCCAAUGGUGAGAAGAACGCUCUACGGAAGACGUACAAGGGUCAAAUCAAGAAACUCGGAAUUCUCGGCCGCUUUGACUCCGUCGCCCAGGACUGGGAUGCUCCGAGAGAAAAGGACGGCGAGAGCGGCGACAAGAAGAUGGAGGUGUACCAUGGCUUCCGGGAAUUGCUGGAGAUUCCCGAUGCCGAGUACUGGGGCACGCGGAACGACCCUAUCACCAGUGGUCUGUCUGGUACGGUCAAGUCGAUGCUCAACCGAGCAACAACUAUGGCCAAGGGUCCUCUUCCCGUCAAGGAUUGGGACAGCUCAGUUCUAGGAGACCUUACCCCGGGCAGCAUGGAAGCCUUGAGACAGGGUCUCGGUGGCAAGGUGACAGCCCCAGGUACGCCUUCCGCAACCACACCCAACCCCUUUGCGCGGAAGCAGCAACAGGGGCCUCAGGGGGCUGUCCGUCCUCAAAGGACAACCAAGAAGCGCGGCUACGGCGAUAACAGUUUCGAGGGGUAUGGCGAAGGCUUCCCUGACGACGGCUACUCUACGGGAGAUGGCGACGAUAGGGGAGGCCAGAAGCGUCGUAAGAAGGACAACGGCAACGGCCAGACAUUCCCGAACACGAUGCGUCCGCAAGGCUACGGAUCCAGCGCCGUGGGUGCUUAGAAGCCACCUCCGGCGACCAAGGUCGGCAAACGACGAGUCGCUCGCAAAAAGGGCUAAGCCCAAACAAUCCCUUCAUCUUAUAUCCACGACUGGCCGUCGUGUUGGAUAUCGCGGGUCUGCAAGCACGUUGCUGCCGGCACCGAAGUUUUGGGUUGCGGAUC
Messenger RNA from Colletotrichum phormii, 1385 nucleotides. RefSeq names its product Rox3 mediator complex subunit. Gene Ontology annotation, molecular function: transcription coregulator activity. Lineage: Eukaryota; Fungi; Ascomycota; Sordariomycetes; Glomerellales; Glomerellaceae. Gene Ontology annotation, biological process: regulation of transcription by RNA polymerase II. The transcript is spliced from 3 exons. The coding region runs from base 157 to 1224 and encodes 355 amino acids. The record is from RefSeq and is a predicted model, not a curated record. Gene Ontology annotation, cellular component: mediator complex.